This is a messenger RNA of Echinostoma caproni, 465 nucleotides long. The record is from the annotation of a GenBank genome assembly. NCBI's taxonomy places the organism in Eukaryota, Metazoa, Platyhelminthes, Trematoda, Plagiorchiida, Echinostomatidae.
AUGUCAACUCCAGCACAAAGAAGACUUUUGCGUGACUUGAGGCGUCUUCAAUCGGAUCCACCGCCCGGUAUCUGUGGGUCACCUGUUGAGGAUAAUGUUAUGGUUUGGAAUGCCGUGAUUUUCGGCCCCGAGGAAACGGCGUUCGAGGAUGGAACCUUCAAGUUGAGACUUGACUUUACAGAGGAAUAUCCCAAUCGUCCGCCACGAGUUGUUUUUAUGUCAAAGAUGUUCCACCCCAACAUAUACACGGACGGGAGCAUAUGUUUGGAUAUACUGUCUAGCGCAUGGAGCCCAACUUAUGAUGUCCUUGCGAUCCUGACUUCCAUUCAAUCUUUGUUAGAUGAACCGAAUCCCAAUUCCCCGGCCAACAGUUUGGCUGCCCAACUUUAUGUUGAAAACCGGCGAGAAUAUGAGCGACGGGUCCGCGCCUGCGUAGAGGAAAGUUGGUGUGAAGAAGAUGGUUGA